This is a messenger RNA of Lytechinus variegatus (green sea urchin), 5208 nucleotides long. Its product is annotated as multidrug resistance-associated protein 5-like. The transcript has 26 exons. The record is from RefSeq and is a predicted model, not a curated record. Lineage: Eukaryota; Metazoa; Echinodermata; Echinoidea; Temnopleuroida; Toxopneustidae. Gene Ontology annotation, biological process: transmembrane transport. Gene Ontology annotation, molecular function: ATP binding; ATP hydrolysis activity; ABC-type transporter activity. Gene Ontology annotation, cellular component: membrane. Bases 317 to 4777 code for a protein of 1486 amino acids.
UACACCACCAAAUCAUUCAGGACUUCAGUCAUAUAUUAACUCUCUUUGGAAGAGUAUAGCUAUCAAUUCUUCCUCCCUCUUCAAGUUUCUCCAUUUUUGGACUGUUUUUCCCAGGUUUUCUCCCAAGAUGGAAGAGUUUGUGUGAUCAGCUGACUUCGAACUGCCGUUUUAUUUUACGAGCCAUAAAACACAAGUGGAUUUCAAGAGGAACUUUACAGUGUUUGUUCUCCAAACAUAGACAUUUCUUACACUUGUAUUUUGGACUGGAUCUUGCUGUUAACUGCUGGAAAGGGCAGUUACUGACCUAUUGCCAAGGAUGCCCACCACAACGGUAGGCGCAACCAAGAACGGCAAGUCAUCAGGGGUAGGUGGGUUCAUCUCGUCGUUACCGGCCGACCUGAUUGACAAUGCCGCCCUCGCGGAGAUCGAGACGGAGGAAGGGGUGGAGCUCGUCCCCGAGGUGACAUACCGUGACUUGAAGAAGAAGAAGAAAGGCAUCGCCAAAUACAAGGAUCCGCUGAAGGUCUUUAUACCCAUCAGGAAAAAACCCAAAGAAGAGAACUACUCCCCCCUUGACCAUUAUGGACUGUUCUCCUUCCUCACCGUCAACUGGUUGACGAAACUCUUUGUGAAAGCAGUCAAGAACAACCUUGAAUUUGAUGACCUCUACGACCAAUCGGAACUUGAUACUGGAUACCUGAACGGAUUGAGAUUUGAAAAGAUGUGGGAUGAAGAAGUUGCUAAGGUGGGCCAGGAGAAGGUCAGUAUGGGUAAGAUUGCCAUGAAGUUUGUUCGGACUCGACUCGUCAUCAUCAUCUCCGCUCUCCUUGGAUAUGCUGGUUGCCUCAUUGUCAUUUCCGCUUACCUUGUGCAAGAGCUGCUGGUGUUCACCGAUGACGUAGAGGCGCCGAUGUCCCGUGGCUAUAUCCUGGUCUGUUGUAUCCUAGGCGUUAACAUCAUCCGUAUCAUCAGCGAUGUGACGUUCUGGAUGACCUCCAUGAGAACGGCCACCAGGCUUAGGAGCGGUAUCCUCUCCUUUGUCUUCAAGAAGAUCGCCAGACUGAGGAACCUCCAGGAUAGGAGCGUGGGAGAGAUUGUGAACAUCUGUGCCAACGACAGUCAGCGUCUGUUUGACGUCUGCGUCUAUGGCAACUUCCUGUUUGUAUCAAUCGUCCUGAUCAUCGCUGUCCUGGUCGCCGCAAGUCUCAUUAUUGGAUGGGCCGCUAUCUGCGGUGUCCUCUUGACGUUCGUCUUCUUCUGGCCUCUUCAGAUGAUCUUUGGUAAGAUCACAUCCAUCCUCCGAGACCGCUGUAUCUCGGUGACCGACGAGCGCGUCCAGAAGAUGAACGAAGUGCUCACCUAUGUCAAGCUCAUCAAGAUGUACGCCUGGGAGGUGCCCUUCUCCAAAGCCAUAUCAGCUAUCAGGAACUUGGAGCGCUCCCUUCUCGAGAAAGCAGGAUACAUGCAGAGCUUCAGUUUGUCUGUGUCUCCCAUCACCCCAAACAUCGCCACCGUUCUCACCAUUGUCAUCUUCCUCUCUACUGCCUACGAGGAGCCUCUUACGUCAACAAAGGCUUUCACCUUAGUUGCCAUUUUGAAUACUCUCAGAGCUGUGAUUGGACCGACCCCGUGGGCCAUCCGAUCUCUGGCUGAGGCAAACAUCGCCCUGGGCAGGUUAAAGAGUGUAUUUGUGAUGGACGAGCAGAACCCACUGGACGUCCUCCCACGGAACGACAAGUACGCCGUCAUCAUCCGAAACGGAGUGUUUGCGUGGGAUAGGCUGGAAAGCGGAGAACAGGAGGAGGAGGACGAGGAGGAGAUCAAAUUGAAAAGUCGGGCCAUCGAGAAUGGCAGCGCCAACAACAACGAUAGAAAGGUUGCGUACGUCCACACCCGAGAGGUCAAUCUGCAGGUUGAUUUGGAUGAAGACACAGAAGAAGCUCCCUCCAAGAAGUCGGCUAUCACCAUUAUCGAGCCAGAGAAACCAAACGGAGCCAUCGGCAAGAAGAGCGAUGACGCACAACCAGCCAGGCGAUUCAGCAUGGCAAUGAAACCGGUCACCCUGGCCGAGGCAGGGCUUGAUACGAUCGCCGUCGACAAACUCAUUCAGAAGAGUAAGAUCCACCCAAGACCUCACGUUCCGGACGACAAAGUCUCAAAGGUUCUCUUUGGCAUCAACUUUGCACUAGAAAAGGGCAAGCUAACAGGUGUCUGUGGUUCCGUUGGGGCCGGCAAGACCUCUCUCAUCUCGGCUAUCCUUGGUCAGAUGCACAAUAUGGAGGGUGACAACUGCGUCAACGGAAACUUCGCCUACGCGGCCCAAGAGGCUUGGAUCUUCAACGCAACGGUCAAGAAUAACAUUCUCUUUGGACUUCCAUUCGACGAGGAAAAGUAUGAUAUGGUUCUCCAUGCUUGCUCUCUAAAACCCGAUCUGGCUAUUCUACCAAUGGGAGACCAAACAGAGAUUGGAGAGCGUGGCAUCAACAUGAGCGGAGGUCAGAAGCAGCGUAUCAGUCUGGCGAGGGCGCUGUAUUCCGACCGUGAUAUCUAUCUCCUUGACGACCCUCUCAGUGCCGUGGAUGCCCAUGUGGGUCUUCACAUCUUCACACAUUGUAUCAGCACGGCUCUCAAGGGAAAGACGGUUCUCUUUGUUACCCAUCAGCUUCAGUACUUGAAGGACUGUGACUUAGUGAUGACGAUGAUGGACGGAAGAAUCGUUGAACGCGGUCACCACGACGAGCUGAUGGCCGUGGACGGCGUGUACGCAAACCUGAUCCACACCUUCCAUUCCAAGCAGGAAGCAGAGGACCUUGAGGACGUCGCCAACCCUGAAGCCGAUGAGGACAUGCCAGAGCAGGAGGAAUCCAUGGUGGAGCGACGAGAGAGGGCGCAAUCCCAGCUCAGCUCAAGAUCUAGGGCGUCCAGCUUCGUCUCGGAUGUGCCGCCGGAACCGGAAGCCGCUGUACCCGUCACUGAUGGUAAACUGAUGUCCUCGGAGGAGAAGAGCACUGCGUCUGUUGGCUGGGGCACCUAUGCUACGUACAUCAAGUCCAUGGGCGGCUAUCACAUGGGCUUACUCGUCCUCUUCUGCUUCAUCCUAAUGUUUGGCUCGAUCACACUCAAUAACAUGUACCUGUCUUUCUGGCUCAAUCAAGGAAAUGGAACUGAUCCCAAUGGUGAUAUUGGUUUGAACCCCGAUGCCCAGAGGUACCAGCUGAUCUACGGUCUGUCCCUUAUCGUUAUCAUGAUGUUUGGAGCAUUCAAGAGUCUGGUCUUUAUGAAGGUAACCCUGAAAGCUGCAUCUCACAUGCAUGACACUGUCUUCAUCAACGUUUUCCGCUCACCAAUGAGUUUCUUUGAUACAACACCAACCGGCCGUAUUCUGAACCGAUUCUCCAAGGAUUUAGAUGAAGUUGAUGUCCUUUUACCUUUCAACCUGGAACUCUUCCUGCAAAACGUCUUCCUCGUAUCGUUCGCUCUGAUUGUCAUCUGCAUCGUCUUCCCCAUCUUCAUCGCCAUCAUCAUCCCAACGUUCAUCAUCUUCGUCAUCAUACUCCGCUACUACCGAAAGGGAAUCCGCGACCUGAAGCGUAUCGAGAAUAUCACCCGCUCGCCUUGGUUCUCCCACAUCUCCGCAACCGUCCAGGGUCUCUCGACAAUCCACGCUUACAACAAAACCGACGAUUUCAUUGUCAGGUUCCGGACGCUGCUCGACGGCAAUGCCCUACCGUACAUGUUCUUUAGGAUGGCUGCCCGAUGGGCCGGUGUCCGAUUAGAGACUCUUGUUAUCCUUCUUGCAUUCAUCUGCCAUCUCCUUGUCGUCCUGUAUCACGGAGAGAUUGAUUCCUCAACGGCCGGUCUUGCUGUUUCAUAUACUAUUCAGCUGACUGGUAUGUUCCAGAUGUUGGUUCUCAUGGCUUCAGAGACAGAGGCUCGGUUCACAUCGGUAGAAAGAAUCCAGAGCUACAUGAAGAAUCUAGUCGCGGAGGCACCAAGGGUAAUCAAGAACAAACGGCCGGCCAAGAAAUGGCCAGAACAGGGUCAGAUUGAAUUCAAAGACUUCAAGAUGCGUUACAGGGAAGGGCUACCUCUUGUAUUGAAAGGUGUCAAGCUUGUUGUCAAACCUAUGGAGAAGGUUGGCAUCGUGGGAAGGACGGGAUCAGGUAAAUCAACGCUUGGAAUUGCCUUGUUUCGGCUGGUAGAGGGCGCCAGUGGCCAGAUUGUGAUUGACGGUAUCGAUGUCAAAGAGAUUGGUCUCCAUGAUCUUCGUGCUAAGCUAUCCAUCAUUCCCCAAGAUCCAGUCCUAUUCAUCGGAACCGUCAGGUACAACCUUGAUCCUUUCAAUGACCAUAGCGACAAGGAACUCUGGGAAGCCCUGGAAAGGUCUUAUAUGAAAGACAGGAUAAGUGCUUUGGAGAGCCAGCUAGAAGCCCCAGUAACAGAGGGUGGAGAUAACUUCUCGGUAGGAGAGAGACAACUCAUGUGCAUGGCUAGGGCUUUACUCAGAGGCAGCAAGAUUUUGAUGUUAGAUGAGGCUACGGCAGCCAUUGAUACCGAGACUGAUUCAUUGAUACAGCAGACGAUAAGACAAGAAUUCAAGGACUGUACUAUGCUCACAGUAGCUCACAGACUCAAUACAAUUCUAGAUUCAGACAAAGUAUUAGUCAUGGAUGACGGAAGGGUGGCAGAGUUUGACAAGCCAAGCAAUCUACUAGCUAAUCCUAACUCUAUAUUCAGCGGUAUGGUAGCAGCUGCGGAGUCGGCUCAGAACCGUUAAUCAUGCUCAUCCUUCCUACUCAUUGAGUUCAAUCUACAUCACAACUGCAUGUACUAAUGGCGAAAGUUUCAAAGCCCAACCGAAGCACAUUCUCUUAAGUAUUGAAUAGUAGCGUGGACUCGGCUGUUAAAACUUGGCGUUCUUGUGGGCCAUUUGGAAGUUCAGUUAAUUCUGAACAUCAGUGCUAUCAUAGCAUUCAAUGCAAUAAACUAUUGUGUGAAGCCGAUAUUGGAUAUUACUCCCGAAACAAAGACUAGCAAUUUUGCCAAAUUCCGAUUUUGUUAUCCUUCCUAUAUUUCUUCUGAACCAAGUAAGAUCAUUUAUCAUGUUUAAACAUUUGCAUUUGAAGCAAAGAGCCAGUUGUUCCUAAGUCUAGCUACAGUAUGCAGUGCAGGGGCCCGUUUCAUAAAGGACUUGCAACUGUUGUAACU